CCGCCGCCGCCAUUUUGCUUUGGCUUUGCGGAGCGGGAGACGAUCCCCGUCUCGGUUGCGGGACCCGCCUCCCCUCGGUUUGGCCCCUGUAGCCCUUCAGCUUCCCGUCUCCUCUCUCGCAUUUCCGCCAGCCGCUUACCCGCUGGCCGCCUCCUGACCAGCGGGAGGGAUCCGCCGUGGACCAAGGGAAGCGGAGGAGCCUGGCGGCCACCCCCUCUUCCCCGCUCCCCUGCACUCUCAUCGCUCUCGGCCUCGGCCUCUGACACGAAAAGGAAGUAAAUGAGCUGAUGGAAGAGCUUUUUGAAACUUUCCAGGAUGAGAUGAGAUUCUCCAAGGUAGAAGAUAACGGCCCUGAAGAGGAGGAAUGCGUGACUGAAUCUCGGCCUACCUUUAACACCCCUGAAGGCCUACGAUUUGAGGAACCACUGGCCAACUUAUUAAAUGAACAACAUCGGACAGUGAAGGAGCUAUGUGAACAGUUGAAAAUGAAGAAAUCUUCAGCCAAACAGCAGCAGGAAGUGGAGGUUAAGCCCCAGAGUGAGAAAAUUCAUCAGACUCUGAUUCUAGAUGCAGCACAGAGAAGGAGACUUCAGCAGCAGAUGCAGCAGCACGUUCAGCUGUUGACGCAAAUCCACCUUCUCGCCAUCUCAAACCCCAGUCUCGAUUCCGAGGCCAAUACAACCACGAUAUUUCUUAAGGAGCUGGGAACCUUUGCUCAAAGCUCCAUGGCCCUUCACCAUCAGUUCAACUCCAAGUUUCAGACCUUGUUCCAACCCUGUAACUUGAUGGCAGCUAUGCAACUUAUUGAAGACUUCAACACACAUGUCAGCAUUGAUUGGCGUCCUCAUAAAACCGUCAAGAAGACAGCCAGUGAAUUUCCCUGUUUGCCAAAGCAAGUGGCUUGGAUAUUGGCCACAAGUAAGGUUUUCAUGUAUCCAGAGCUACUUCCAUUGUGUUCCCUGAAGGCAAAGAAUCCCCAGGAUAAGAUCCUCUUCACCAAGGCUGAGGACAAUUUGUUAGCUUUAGGACUGAAGCAUUUUGAAGGGACUGAUUUUCCUAACCCUCUAAUCAGCAAGUACCUCCUGACCUGCAAGACUGCCCGCCAGUUGACCGUGAGAAUUAAGAACCUCAACAUGAGCAGAGCUCAGGACAAUAUCAUUAAAUUUUAUAAGAAGACCAAACAACUGCCCGUCUUACUGAAGUGCUGUGAAGAGAUCCAGCCCCACCAGUGGAAGCCUCUUGUAGAGAGGGAAGAACACCGACUCCCGUUCUGGUUAAAGGCCAGCCUGCCAUCCAUCCAGGAUGUAAUGCAGCACAUAGCUGAUGGCACUAGAGAGAUAGGAAAUGUGACGGGAAACACUGAGAUCAACUCAGAUCGAGGCCUAGAGAAAGACUGCUCGGAUUUGGGGAGUAAAACUCAGUACCCACUGUUGUUGCCUAAGGGUGUAGUGCUAAAACUGAAGCCAGGUGGCAACUGUUUUUCCAGAAAGGCAUGGAGACAAAAGCGAUCAUCAGUCCUGAAGCCCCUUCUUAUUCGACCCAGCUCCUCUUUGCAGCCUAGCUUCAACCCCGGGAAAAUGUCAGCCGUGUCAACUCAGUCAAAAGCCCCUCCAAGCAAAAUGGUAGUCUGAAUUCUUCACUUGAUCAAGCCAGCUACUGUUCUACAGUCAGUUCCAGGUGUUCCUCCACUGGGGGUUAAUGGGAGUGAUAAUUUUGAGUCUCCUGUAGCACUGCCUGCUAUCCCUUCUUAGACAACAACCGUCUUCCCUACAUCUGAGUCCCAGACCUCGCUUUCUUCCACUCCUUUGCCCAAGGUAAUGCUGCCCUCCCUUGCCCCUUCUAAGUUUCAAAAGCCAUGUGUGAGACGGAGGAUGGCAAAGAGAAAGGGGUCCAAGGCUUCUCCCUGUAUGAAACUUGCCCCCCUUAUUCACCCCGCACCUGUUAUCUUCUCUGUUCCUGCCACCACUGUGAAGAUUUUGAACCUCAGCAGUAGCUGUAAUGUGAUCCAGCCUGUCAGUGCAACUGUGGCCCAGAGCCCCCAGACUAUUCCCAUCACUGCCCUCUUGGUUAACCCUACUUCUUUCCCCAGUCCACUGAACCAGCCCCUUGUGGCCUCCUCCAUCUCACCCUUCAUUGUUUCUGGUAACUCUCUCAAUCUCUCUAUACCAGCCACCCUUGAAGAUAAGGCCCAGGUGAAUGUGGAAAUUAAUUGUCCUUUGGCUGAAGGGAAAAAUGCCAUUCAGGGCCUAGAACCCAAAUUAGAACCCCAAGAACUACCUCCUCUUUGUGAUACUGGUUUUCCCAAAGUGGAACCUAGCCCAGUGCCUCUCCCAACAGAUGAAGAGUGCCAAGAAGUAUUUUCAGAGAACAGUGCCUAUCGCUGGACUGUUGUGAAAACAGAGGAGGGAAGGCAAGCUGUGGAGCCACUGCCUCAUGACUUCCAGGAAUCUCUCAACUCCGCCCCUGGGAAAUUAAAGGAAAUUGUCAAGAUGGAAUCUGAAGAUACUCGGGAGGAAAUCAGUGUAUCUCCUGAGCAGGAUAUUUGUGAUGAAGUGAAAGAAGAGCACUCUGUGGAACUGGACACUGGCUCCCCAAGUGAGGAGUUGAGCAGUGCUAGAGAGAGAAAGAAACAGACAGUCUUACUAAAGGAAGAGGAGAGGAGUCAGCCAGCCAGAGCCCCCUCAGCUUCUCAGGAGCCUCCUAAUGAAGCAAAUGCAGGAGCAGAUAUGAGCAAAGGAUUGCCAAGGAAUGCCUCAUCCUCCACGGACCCUGAAAUGGUGCUUAGUAGCUCCCCAGGGAAGCCUGAAGACUCAUCCAGUUUGGAUGGCCAGUCAGUGGGGGCCCUGACAGGGCUCGAAAGUGGACGAGAGAAACAUGGCCCAAAGGAAGAGGAAGAGUCCUUGGAUGACUUCACCCAAGAUGAGGAAGAUGAAAUGUCAUCAGCUUCUGAGGGAUCUUUGCUUUCUGUCCCAGAACUCCAGCCAUAAAGAACCAGGAUGACCUAAUCGAAUGAGAUCAGCCUCCCUAACAAACUGCAAGGCCAUCACCUGGAGUUGUAAAAUGUGUCACCCUCUGACUUCCAGGCACCAGACCUGUGUUAUCCAAGCUGGAGAAUGCAGUAGCUGGAGAUUUUUCUCACUAGUCACACUUUCUUAUAGAAACCUUAAAUACAUGCUCUCCUCAAACCUUACUCCAUACUCCUGUAGUGCUGCUCCCUUUCCAGACCCUCUCCCUGAAAAGUGUAAUAAAUUUUUUUACUUUG
Carlito syrichta (Philippine tarsier) is the source of this 3262-nucleotide messenger RNA. RefSeq names its product GON-4-like protein. Gene Ontology annotation, cellular component: nucleus. NCBI's taxonomy places the organism in Eukaryota, Metazoa, Chordata, Mammalia, Primates, Tarsiidae. The record is from RefSeq and is a predicted model, not a curated record. Gene Ontology annotation, biological process: regulation of DNA-templated transcription. Gene Ontology annotation, molecular function: transcription coregulator activity.